GAGCACUUCUUGUUUCUGACAGCGGAGCGCUGCGCUUUUACGCACGGCUUUCACUGUAGUGGAGAGCAGCGUGCGAUGCAGACCGUCGCAUGUCUCCCUGUUAACCGCUGCUGACAAUGGUCCUGUUACUGGCUUUAGUUGUUAUUCUCUCGGGAGAACCAGCUCUGUGUCUGCAGGAAGAAGGAGCUUUCACUUUGGAUGGAGACAUCCGCCAGUUCGCCGUGACCACCGACACGGUUUACAUCGCCACAGAGGAGACGCUGUACCAGCUGAGCCACAGCCUGACACUGGUCCAGAGUCUGAGCCUGAGGGGGAUUUUAAAGGAGGGGAAAAGCGUGGAGGACGCGCAGUUUCACCGCGUUUCUGAGACGACUGAGCGGAACGCAACGUUUAAUGUCCACGUAUUGUUGCCAUUUGUCGCGAACAAGUCUCUGGUCAGCUGCGGUGCGAAUGACAAUGGAUGUGGAUACUGUGAAGUUCUGGACUUGAACAACAUCAAGAGAAUUAUCUAUAGCGAGAGGAUCCAGGUGGGACCAUUGAGGCGAAGCAGCGGGUCGGUCGCAUUUUUGAUGAAUAUAGUGAACGGAGGGACUUACAUUCUGACCGCGUUACGGAAAGAAGAAAGACAAUCCAAUAAGUGUAACACUGACUACAACACUGUAAACAUUUAUGAUACAAGUGAUGAACAGGGUGGAGGUAUAUUUUCAGUUACCGACAGCCAAAUCACACCUUCGAUCAGCAGUGGUGGUGAUGUGGAGUUCGUGGACGGAUUUCAGAUCAGGUCAACAGUAUAUCUGCUCUCCAACGUACAGUCAGGUCCUAGAAAUAACAAAGUCCGACUCGUUUGGCUGACAACAAAAUCCAGUAAGACUCAGACUCUGUCCUCUCUGCGCGGUGCGACUCUCGUCGUUGCUGAUGGAGCAGAAAGCAGCAGACUUGUGGCCUCCUCUGUGAUCCCGGGUGAACCGCCGGUGCUGUGGAGCGGAGUGUUCAGUGUGGACGGAGGACAAACCAACACAGAGCUGGUGGUGUUCGACAUCAGCCCCGAUCUCACAGGAGCGGUCGAUCAAGAUCCGGAUUUCUGCUUUGGAACCUGUACUGGGUCAAAGCCGACGGAUCCUCAGCCAAAGAUACUGGAGCCAAAGGCAGUUCUCCUCAGACAGAACUACAUGACCUCUGUGUUGGCGCUGAGGCAGAGGGUCUGGAUGGUUUUCUUCAUGGGGACAUCAGAUGGACAGCUCAUUAAGCUUGUUGUGGACAAGAACUACCACCCUGCAUGUUUCACAGUGCUCUACAGAGCCAACGACAACCGCCCAGUGUUUCCCAAAAUCCAUCUGGAUCAAGUGGAUCAUAAACAUGUGUAUGUGGCUUUAAGACAUCAGGUAAAGCGUGUACCUGUGUCAAACUGCAGCACAUUCACAAACCUACAGGGGUGUUUGUCUGCUCAGGAUCCAAACUGUGUGUGGUGUUCGUCUAAACGCAGCUGUGAAUUUGAAGAUGACUGCAAAGACUCAGAAUGGUUGUCUAUUCCUGAAGAUUUCCAUAACGAUCCAGUUUCCUACAAACUUGAAAGGAGCCACGUUGGCCAGCUCAAGCUGAUCGUUCAGACACACCUGACUACGAGCCAAAAGGAUCUGUCUGGCUUUGCCUGUCAGUUUGUGGGAGCAUUUGGAGAGAUGUGUGAUAGGAACAACCCUCCUCCACAGUUCCCACAAUGCACCUGCAUCCUAAGAAGUGGGACACUUCCUGAUGAAGGCCUGAAUCUCACAGUUCGGUUUAGACUUGGAACCGUGAAUUUCACAGAACAACUGAAACUAAACAACUGCUCUAACAUCAGAGGAUCACCAAGUUCUUUCUUGUGUGAGCGUUGUGUGAAGUCUGGAUGUGGUUGGAGUAAAACUGGCUGUUCCUGGGCAAAUCACGGAGAGGGAAAUGCCAGUGUUUGCCAAACCAUAAAGUCAAAGAUGAGCUUUUCUCCCCCAGAGAUCUCCUCCAUCUCUCCCAGAGUCGUGUCUUUCUACGGCAGGAACCAUGCAGUGUUGUCAGGUUACAACCUCAGUGAUGUGACCAGAGUGAGGCUUCAGAGAGACACGGCCUGUGCUGCACAAGAGUCUCCCGUGUGGAACAACACUGGUGUGAAUCUGACGUUCCACAUUCCAAGUACAGAUUAUAAAGGUGUGGUCAGUGUGUGUGUCGUUCUACCAGAUGGCAGUUGCCAUGGCAACUAUGGCAUCUCCUACCAGUCAUCACCCACCUGCAUCAGAACUGAACCAAACAGCACCUGGUUCAGUGGGAAGAGAACCAUCACACUUAUUGGAUCCCACCUAGAGUUUGUGGAAGGGGUUAUCCACAGCCACAACCCACAAGGCGUCACACUACCCAGAAGCAGCAAUUCUGGGAAUCUAACCUAUGAAACAGCUGCAGCAAAAGGCACCAAGCAGUCCUUUUUCAGCUCCGUGUCUCUAAAAUUAGCCAACGAGACCUUGGUUUGUUACACAAGCUUUAAAUACCACCCAGACCCUGAGUUCAUCACCUUCACACCCCUCAGAAAGGUGGACGAUGUUCACGUCACCAUAAAGAAAAAGAAAGAUGAGCUGGAGAUGACGACAGCAGAGUUGUCAGUGUGGGGCGUUCACAGUGGAAAACAGCACCCCUGCAUCAUGACUGGCAAAGAAACCAGCAACGACACGGAAUUUUUCCACUGUCACAUUAAGAACAUCCCUGAUGUUACAUUUCAGGAGUUGAUGAUACAUUAUGGUGACAGGACAGUGAGACUAGGGCCUCCAUCUUUGUUACCCCAGGUCCUACUUAUACUGCGUGUACUGCUGAUACUGUGUGUGUUCAUAGUGUUGGUGAUGAUCUGUCGAUGGCAGAAGAAGCUCACCACUGAGAAGAAGCUAUGAUCACUGGGUCCAACUAUUAUUAAUAAGUUUUUAUUUUAAUUUUCUUACUAAUUAGCCAUUUUUACACACCAUUAAAGAGCUCAGAGCUAGGAAUGGUGGUCACAUUAUAUGUGACUUUAACCACACCAGCCUUGACAAGUCACUUCAUUCAUCCAGUUUGUGAGCUGGGGACACUGGAUCUGAUGUAUACUAAUGUUAAGGAUGCCUACUCUUCCACUGCCCUCCCCUCUAGGAAAGUCGAUCACAAUUUGAUUAAUCUGCUGCCGUAAUACACACCUCAGGUUUAAAGGCUGCCUGCCACCAUUAAAACUGUUAAUAGGUGGAGAGAUGAGGACGGCGUUGCUCUGCAGAGCUGCUUUGAAGAAACUGACUGUGAGGCUCUGUGUGAACCUCAUGUUCUUUCAUUUCUCCAGCGCAUUCAUCACCCUCCAACCUGUGCUGCUGGGAGAUAAAUUGAAGGACAUGCAGGUUAAGCCCCCCCUGAUCUCAUGGAUCAUGGACUACCAACCAUCCCCAGUACGUCCACCUGCAGAACUGUGUGUCUGACACUGUGGUCUGCAGCACAGGAGCUCCACAGGGGACAGUCCUGUUUCCAUUCUUCUUCACCCUGUACCCCUCAGACCUCAUGUACAACUCAGAGUUCUGUCAUCUCCAGGAGGUCUCUGAUGACGCUGCUAGGACGUUUCCAGGGUGGUGACGUCACAGUAUCAGGGAGUGGUGGACAGCCACAUCCAACUGAACACCAGUAAAACAAAGGAGCUGGUGAUAUACUUUAGGAAAUCUGUGAGUGCUGUCACCCCUCUCACUAUUAAAAAGGAAGAGUUGGAGGUCAUGACCGAGUACAAAUACCUGGGAGUGUACUUGGACAAUAAACUGGACUUGUAAAAGAACUCCUUAGCUGUGUACAAGAAGGCUCAGAGCAGGUUGUACUUCCUGAGGAGGCUCAGGUCCUUUAACGUCUGGAGCUCCAUGCUGAGGAUGUUCUAUGAGUCUGUGGUGGCCAGUGUUUAAUGCUGUGGUCUGCUGGGGCAGCAGCAUGAAUGUAGCAGACAGUAACAGACUGGACAAACUGAAGAUGGAGGUGGAGCUGGACCCCCUACAUGCUGUAGCUGAGAGGAGGAUGCUGGUCAAACUCCUCUCUAUCCUAGACAACACCUCCCACCCCUACACAGUGUGCAGGUUGGACAGAGGAGCACCUUCAGCCAGAGGCUGAUCAGUAUUAGGUUCUCCACAGAACGCCACUGCAGAUCCUUCCUACCAGUGCCAUCAGUCUGUACAACUCCUCCUCUGUUUGUAAGGGUUAAUCUUCAUCCAUGCAAUAACAUGUAUAAUAACACUUGAGCUAGUAAUAGAAGUAAUUAGACAAUAGUAAUUAGACUUGAUGUGAGUGUGUGUAGAUGUGUUAGCAUUCCUAUUUUUAAUCUCCUGUCCUUGGGAAUCUCCAUCUGUGACAGCGAAGUGUGCAAAAUAAUUUCCCUCUGGGAUUAAUAAAGUCUUUUCAACCUUGAA
This is a messenger RNA of Betta splendens (Siamese fighting fish), 4412 nucleotides long. RefSeq names its product plexin-C1-like. Lineage: Eukaryota; Metazoa; Chordata; Actinopteri; Anabantiformes; Osphronemidae. Gene Ontology annotation, molecular function: protein binding; semaphorin receptor activity. Gene Ontology annotation, cellular component: semaphorin receptor complex. The transcript has 16 exons. Gene Ontology annotation, biological process: regulation of cell shape; semaphorin-plexin signaling pathway involved in axon guidance; positive regulation of axonogenesis. The coding region runs from base 117 to 2903 and encodes 928 amino acids. The record is from RefSeq and is a predicted model, not a curated record.